This is a messenger RNA of Colletotrichum scovillei, 3340 nucleotides long. RefSeq names its product peptidase family M1. The record is from RefSeq and is a predicted model, not a curated record. NCBI's taxonomy places the organism in Eukaryota, Fungi, Ascomycota, Sordariomycetes, Glomerellales, Glomerellaceae. The transcript is spliced from 5 exons. The coding region runs from base 163 to 3237 and encodes 1024 amino acids. Gene Ontology annotation, biological process: proteolysis; peptide catabolic process. Gene Ontology annotation, cellular component: cytoplasm. Gene Ontology annotation, molecular function: metalloaminopeptidase activity; zinc ion binding; peptide binding.
GAUUUAUCUACAAAGUAUUCCAACCAGACCAGCGUGAAGAAGGAAUCGGUAGCGACGAUGUACUGAGGCGAUUGUCACCUGCCUCCUCAACCUCAUCCCCAGCUCUAUAGUCCUUUUCCAUCGUCUGCGUUCAGUCUGCCCCGGGCGGACCGAUCAAACAGGAUGAACCCGAUCGGGCAGCUGGCCGGACGGACGUUUGGUCCUGCGGCGCGCGGUCUGGUCCGCGGCUGCUGUGUAUCUGUACCACUACUGUCACCACUUCUUGUAACACCAACAUCAUCGUCAUCUUUUGGCUCAUCGACGCCGGCUUGUUUUUCUUCUUCAUCAUCCUUGUACAACAUUGGCUUCAGACGCCACUUCUCGAAUACGUCUGUCUUCAAGGCAGCAGCUUCCACCACGUCUACGUCUAAUGCUCUCUGGUCCUCGGCUCCCAAUGUUGGACGGAUUGCUCGCGAUGCCUUCAUUGCGAGCUACCGCCGACCUUCUUCCUUCCCCGCACCCGUUUCCCACCGCAACUACUGCUCGACAAUCACCACAUCCGACAAGGCACUGUACGCCAGCAGAGUCGGCAACAUGGCUGAUCGCGAAGUUCUCCCCGAGUCGAUUCGGCCCUCCCACUACGUUCUGUCCCUCCGUGACCUCAACUUCAAGGACUGGACUUACAAGGGAACCGUGACCAUCGACGCCGAGGUUGUCAAGCCUACCAAGGAAAUCGUCCUCAACGCCCUCGAAAUCAAGCUGCUCAGCGCAAAGAUCGCUGUCGGCCACACCAAGUCGACGCAAUCAUGGGAGUCCACCAACUUCAGCUAUGGCGAGAAGCAGCAGCGCGCUACCGUCACCUUUGACGAGGAGAUUCCCCAGGCGCAAAAGGCUGUUCUAACCAUUGAGUUUGAGGGCAUUAUCAACAACGAGAUGGCUGGUUUCUACCGCAGCAAGUACAAGCCCGCCGCCGAGCCCGCCAAGUCUGUUCCCCGCGACGACGAGUGGCACUACAUGUUCAGCACACAGUUCGAGUCUUGCGACGCCCGUCGGGCCUUCCCCUGUUUCGACGAGCCUAACCUCAAGGCCACCUUUGACUUUGAGAUUGAGAUCCCCGACGAUCAGGUCGCCCUUAGCAACAUGCCCGUCAAGGACACCAAGAAGACCAAGGAGGGCUGGCAGCUGGUUUCCUUUGAGACCAGCCCCAAGAUGUCCACAUACCUCCUUGCCUGGGCCGUUGGUGACUUCGAGUACGUCGAGGAGUUCACCGAGCGCCGCUACAACGGCAAGCAGCUGCCCGUCCGUGUCUACACCACCCGUGGCCUGAAGGAGCAGGGUCGUUAUGCUCUGUGGCACGCGCCCCGCAUCAUCGACUUCUUCUCCGACAUCUUCGGCAUCGAGUACCCCUUGCCCAAGGCCGACUUGUUGGCCGUCCACGAGUUCACUCACGGAGCCAUGGAGAACUGGGGUCUCGUCACCUACCGCACUACCGCCGUGCUCUUCGACGAGAAGACGUCCGAGGCCAGGUACCGCAACCGUGUCGCUUACGUUGUCGCUCACGAGCUGGCUCACCAGUGGUUCGGCAACCUAGUCACCAUGGACUGGUGGGAUGAGCUGUGGUUGAACGAGGGUUUCGCCACCUGGGUUGGAUGGCAUGCGACAGACUACCUGCACCCCGAAUGGCAGGUUUGGUCUCAGUUUGUCAACGAGGGUAUGGAGAUGGCCUUCAAGCUUGAUGGCAUCAGAGCCAGUCACGCCAUCCACGUGCCUGUCAAGGACGCCCUUGACGUCAACCAGAUUUUCGACCACAUCAGCUACCUCAAGGGUUGCUCGGCUAUUCGCAUGCUCGCCAACCACCUUGGUGUCGAGACCUUCCUCAAGGGUGUCUCCAACUACCUGAAGGCCCACCAGUACGGCAACGCCAAGACCAAGGCGUUGUGGGAUGCCCUCACUGAGGCGUCCGGUAAGGACGUCAACAAGCUCAUGGGCCCCUGGAUUUCCAAGAUUGGCCACCCCGUUCUGACCGUCGCCGAGGAGCCCGGCCAGAUCUCUGUCAAGCAGUCUCGUUUCCUUUCCACUGGCGACGUCAAGCCCGAGGACGACGAGACCACCUGGUGGAUUCCCCUUGAGAUUGAGGGCAAGGUCGGCACCAAGGGCGUCACCUCGCUGUCUCUCGAGAAGAAGGAGGACACAAUCCGUGAUAUCGAUACGGACUUUUACAAGCUCAACUCUGGAUCUUCCGGUUUCUACCGUGUCAACUAUCCCCCUGAGCGUCUUCUGAAGCUCGGACAGCAGCUUGAUCGCCUCACCACCGAGGACAAGAUUGCUAUCAUCGGCUCCUCCGCCGACCUUGCCUUCUCUGGCUACGGCACCACCGCGGCUCUUCUGUCCUUCGUCCAAGGCUUCGCCAAGGAGGACAACUACCUCGUGUGGAGUCAGGUCCUUGACUCUAUCGCACUUGUCAAGUCCAUCUUCAGCGAUGACGAGACAAUCAAGAAGGGUCUGGAGACUUUCACAUUGAAGCUUAUCAACGACGUCGUGGCCAAGAUGGGCUGGGAAUUCCCCGAGGGCGAGAGCUACCUUGACGGACUUCUCCGCAAGAGAGUCCUCUUGACUGCUGGUGUCAACGGCCAUGCUGGUGUCACCGAGGAGGCCACCAAGCGCUUCAACGCCUGGGUUGAGUCACCCGAGUCCAACCCCCUGCACCCUGCUCUCCGCACGCCCGUCUUCCGCGUCGCCAUCAAGAACGACACGGCCCGUGCCGUCGAGGCCUUGAAGAAGGAGUGGUUCACCACCCCCGCCAUCGACGGCAAGGAGAUCUGCCUCUCCAACCUUGGUUUCGUCCGCGAUGAGGACAUCAUCAAGAACAACCUGCUUCCCUUCCUCUUCAACAAGUCCCCGCCCGCCCCGGCUUCGGACUCCGUCCCGUCCGCCGACAUGCACUCCCUCGGCUCCGCCCUCGCCGGCAACUCGGUCGCCCGCCAGAUCCAGUGGGACUACGUCAAGAACAACUGGGAGGCCUGCCUCGCCAAGCUCGGCAACCCCAUUGUCGUUGACCGCUUCAUCCAGGUCUCCCUGGGCAAGUUCACCGACUUUGAGUCCGUCAAGGACAUCGAGGCCUUCUUCGCCGACAAGGACACGAGCGCUUUCGCCCGUACCCUCGAGACCGUCAAGGACAAGGUCCGCGGCCGCGCCGCGUACCGCGAGCGUGACGCUGCUAAGCUGAAGGAGUGGCUCGUCGCCAACAAGUAUGCGUGAAUCGAUGGGGAUGAAUUGGCGACACCUGGAGGAGUACAGAAAGGGAAUAUUCCGUCCAAGUUGUAGUCGGUUAGCUGCAGAAUGCUAGUUUUUGUAGAAAAAC